AUGUGGCCAGCACCAAAACCACCAAAAUUCCCAAGAAUUACUGAGACUUCUGAAGAAGAUUUUAUGGAAAUAAAACCUUGCAUAAGUGUGCACCAUGGUGGAGAGUGGUUUGUACAUGGUGACAUUAGAUACGAAGGUGGUCAAGUAAGUGUGUUUGAAAACUUACCUGAUAAUGUUGAUGCUUCAUAUGUAAAACAAAUCAUAGACAACUUGGGUUACAAUAACAUCAUUAAGCUGCAUUUUGUUGAUCCUAGGAAAGACUUUGUACUGUACAAGCUUGUACAUGUGUACACAGAACAUGCAAUAGUUAGGCCAUUUGGGGUGGUAAUGGAUGGAGUGGAGUUGACCCAACCCCAUGUAGAUAUAGACUAUGAUACAGAAGGCACAGAUGAGGAUGAUGAUGAAUUAGUUAGUGCCAGGACCAAAGUCAGUGAUGAAAAGAAAAAACAACAGUCUUAUGAUGAAGAAAUAGAGAUGUUAAAAAGAGUAUCUGCAACUAAGGGAUUAGGGGAAAAUCUAUUUGAUGGUGACUUUCAAGGUGAUACUGAUCUUGACAGUCAUAGUGAAGAUGAAGAUGAGGAGUAUGGGUUCUUAGAAGCUGCACCUUCAAAAAAAAAACACCCAGUUGCAGCAAAGGGGAGAGAACUACCAUUCACUAGGAAUGACCCCAACAGGGUAGGUGCUAGAUGCAUGAACAAGGAAAAAGGAUGUCCUUGGAGAAUUUGGGCUUCAUUGGAGAAGUUUAAGAGAAACUUUAUGGUGAAAACCUUGGUGCCCAAGCACACUUGUGGAAGAGCCCCUAAAAACAGAAACAUGACAGCUUCUUGGAUUGCUAAAAAUUACAAGAGCAAGUUCAAAAUAAAUCCUUAUCUGAGGCUACAAGAUAUAAUAGAGACAGUCUGGCUAGAGUGGGGGAUUAGGGUGAGCAGAAAUGUAGCAUACAGAGCUAGGAGGAGGGGGCAAAGUUUGAUUGUAGGGGAGUAUAUGGAGCAAUAUACCUUGCUGCCAAGAAUGUACAUUUGUUUUGAGGCACUGAAAAAGGGGUUCUUAGCUGGAUGUAGGCCUUUCAUAUCUCUUGAUGGUUGUUUCUUAAAAGGACCCUAUGGUGGACAACUUUUAGUUGCUGUUGGGAGGGAUGGGAACAACCAAAUGUUCCCAAUUGCAUGGGCAGUAGUAGAGGUUGAAUCAACUUCUAGUUGGACAUGGUUUUUGACAUUUUUAGGGGAGGAUUUAUUAUCAAAUGAAGGUGCUGGUUACACUUUCAUGUCUGAUCAGCAAAAAGGUUUAUUGAAGGCUGUAUCAGAUGUGUUUCCCCAAGAUGAGAGUAGGGUAUGUGCAAGGCAUGUGUAUUGUAACUUCAGAGGGGUGUUUGGUGGUGGGUUAGAGUAUAGGAAGCAGUUCUGGAUCAUGGCUAAGAGCACCACAAAAAAUGAAUUUUUGCUUAACUUAGAGAAGAUGAGGAUAAUAUCUAAUGCAGCUGUUGAUGAUCUCUUAAAUAGGAACUACAAGAAAUGGUGUAGAGCCUUCUACACUCCUCUGUCUUGUUGUGAUAGUGUGGAUAACAACAUGAGUGAGGUUUUCAAUGCCUACAUAUUGAACUCAAGGCAUAAACCUAUAAUUACUAUGUUGGAAGACAUCAGGGAGGGGAUAAUGGAGAGGCUACACAAGAAGAGGGGUGAAAUAGGGAAGAAAGAGAUGUUGUUGUGUCCAAGAAUACAACAGCAAGUUGAGAAGCACAAGAUUGGUGCUAGGGGAUGGAAUGCAUUCUGGGAUGGGGGGUUCUCUUAUGGGGUGAGGGAAGGGGCAACACAAACAAAAUAUGUUGUCAAUUUGGAAGCUAGAACUUGCAGCUGUAAUGCAUGGCAAAUAAGUGGGAUUCCAUGCAAACAUGCAGUGGUUGCAAUUUGGAACAAAGUUGAUCAACCAGAACAUUAUGUUAACCCAUUCUUCACCAAAUCAGUGUAUUUGAAGGCAUAUGACUACUUGUUGGAGCCUAUAAAUGGAGCAGAAGAGUGGCAUAGUUCAGAAACUUUGGUAAAUGCACCAAAACUCAAGAAAGUGCACAAUAGGCGCCAAAUGAAGAGAAGGAAGACAGCUGGAGAAGUUACAAGUUCAGGAAAAUUGAUAAAAACAGGCUCAGUAUUGACAUGCAGCCUAUGUGGUGUUCAAGGGCAUAACAAGAGAGGUUGCAAGAAUAUACCUACAGAGUCUGUGCGCAUGGGUGCAAGUGAGUCAAUUAGUAGCCGUGCACAGAAUGUACCUACUGUACCCAUGCACCAUAGAGGUGUAGAUGUAUACACCUACCCAAGUGGCUACCAAAGAGUUGCUACUCUCCAACCACAGCAGCCACCUACUCAACCCCUCAAUCACACAAUCCCACAAAGAAGAGUAGCAUGUUAUUCAGAUUAUGAGGGUGAGCAGACCAUAUAUUCAUUCAGCCAAGAAUACUCAUUUAACCAGUCACAACCAGAGGGUUCACAAGCUUCACAAACAAUAACUAGCCAAGCCUUACAGCAACUUGCACCCCCUUGUAUCAGUCUCAGCAUCGUAGUUAGGGCAUGCUACAAACCUUCUACCAGGGUUGUCCCUUGUCCAGGCUCUGAUUUUGGUUACAACAAACCCACAAUGACAUCUUUUUGGAAUUGGGGGCAUGGAACCACCAUAGCUAUUUCUUGA
Messenger RNA from Beta vulgaris subsp. vulgaris (sugar beet), 2676 nucleotides. RefSeq lists its product as uncharacterized. The record is from RefSeq and is a predicted model, not a curated record. Bases 1 to 2676 code for a protein of 891 amino acids. NCBI's taxonomy places the organism in Eukaryota, Viridiplantae, Streptophyta, Magnoliopsida, Caryophyllales, Amaranthaceae. Gene Ontology annotation, molecular function: zinc ion binding. The transcript is spliced from 7 exons.